UUUUUUGUGUAAUGUCAACUAAAAUAUUUUUUUGUCUAAAUUUUAAGUAUAAAAGUAAAGAAAUCUUAAACAUUAAUUUUGAAAAAUUAUCUUAAAAAAUAAAUUCAAAACAAAAUAUAAAUGAUGAAAAUGAAAAACAUUACUUGAAAACAAAAACUAAAAGGCAAAAUAAAAGUCAUAUGUUACACCACUUUUUCAUCAUUCUUUGUUUGCCUAGUAGUAGUAUUAAAGGGAAAAUUAUUAGCUAUUAAAGUUGGUGUUAUACAGUUAAUUUUAAUAAGAUAAUCUGAUCUGAAUCCUUGAAGUUCAUUUUAAUGUUGAAAAGAAAAUAAUUUUUUUUGGAAAAAUAGAGUAUUAUAACACCACUAAUGUGACAUUGAAAAGUUAAAAAUAAAGUACGAGACACAAAGAUACAAUAAACAUUUAUUGUUAAACUUUAUAAUACAUAAACAAAACGUGAAAAAAUGGCUGAUUUUGAUGCAAUAUAUGAAGAACGAUUUGAAGAUGAUUUAGAAGCUCCAAUUGUAACAGUACCAGAGCCUAUUAUUAUACGAGGAGCUGGCAAUAUGACCGUAUUUGGUUUAAGCAAUCGUUUUAAUACUGAAUUUCCAUCUGGAUUGGUAUCUCGAGUUGCUCCUGAAGAAUUUCAAGCAACUAUUAAUCGAAUAAAUGGAAUUUUGAAAAAAACUCUUCCGGUUAAUGUUAAAUGGUUGUUUUGCGGCUGUGUUUGCUGCUGUUGUACUUUAGGAUGUUCACUUUGGCCAGUAAUAUGUCUUAGUAAAAGGACACAAAUUACAUUAGAUAAACUACUUGAAUGGGAAAAUAGUCUUCUUUAUCAUAAAUUGGGUUUAAAUUGGCGAUUAAAUAAGCAACAAUGUGAUUCAAGUUCGAUGAUGGAAUACGUUUUAUUAAUCGAAUUUAUACCUAAAACACCUAUUUAUCGCCCAGAUUAAUAUUCUUAAAUGAAGAGUCAAAUUUAUAAGUUAUCUCAAGUUAAAAUUUAAGUUAAUUAAGUUAUAUAUAAAAAAAUGAAAAUAUAUGUAUAGUAAAUAUUUUUGCGAAAGGAAAUAUGAAAAAAUAAGAUAACACAAAAAUAAAUGAAAUUAAAUAAAAAAAAAUUGUAAGAAAUAAAAUAAAAAUCUAAAACACAAAAACUAGUAUGUUAGGUAUAUGUAUUAAAA
This is a messenger RNA of Condylostylus longicornis, 1181 nucleotides long. RefSeq names its product cysteine-rich hydrophobic domain-containing protein 2. The transcript has 2 exons. The record is from RefSeq and is a predicted model, not a curated record. The coding region runs from base 465 to 953 and encodes 162 amino acids. Lineage: Eukaryota; Metazoa; Arthropoda; Insecta; Diptera; Dolichopodidae.